AUAAAGGAGCAGGCUCAGAAAUGGGUCAACUCCCUGAUGCCUCCAGUGGCUCUCGGGCACUGGGAAGGUUGUCAUGUCUCCUGGUAUUUUAUCCGCAAGACAUAUAUGCCUACCUCUUCUUUUGUACAAUUGUACUUAUCUUUCUCCAUAGUUUUGCAUUCAUAGAGAGAGUGAAACAUUUAUAUAAUCUUAUCUCAAUCGAAAGAAAAUUCUCUUUGAAAUUUUAGUGGAAACCUAUGUUGGCAUGAAAAAGAUGGAACAGGCAACACUAGACAUCAUAAUCUGCUGUCUGACUGAAGAUUUUAUGCACCAGUGCCAUUAACAGCUCACUUUUGUGCUGUGAAAUGAAUCACAGUUGUGAUUAUCUAGUUCACAAAAGCUGCAGAAUACUCAGUAAGAAAACACUUUGGAUUUUAAACAAUUUCUUGAGAACAUUAAGAUGACCAGGAAAAGUGGAGAUUUAAUGUUGCAUAUUAAUUAACAAUAUCCUCUUGUAAAUAAUAGAAUUAACACAACCAUGUGCUCAUCGCUGCACUGUGCUGUCAUACAAGAGCUCCGUCAUCAAAAAUUUAGCCAACAAGUAACGUGACAAAUUCUGUAGACAAUGUGUGAUAUUCAAAAAAAGUUUCUCUGUCCCCGUUUGGUGGACUACCUCGCCAUUGUGGGAGCACGCCCACCAGGUCCAGGACCAGGCUCAAGAGUGGGCUCCAGUGGCAGUACUCCUGCAGUGCAGACUCCAGAACUGUUGCGCAGGUAUCCAAUGGAAGACCACAAGGAUUUCCCUUUGCCUCUUGACAUGGUUUACUUUUGUCAGCCGGAAGGCUGUGUCUCUGUGGGACCACGCCGUACUGCUCUACGAGAAGCAACCUCUUUUGUCUUCACAUUAACUGAGAAGGAUUCAGGCAAGAGUCGAUAUGGAAUCUGCGUUAAUUUCUACCGCCCAAUGGAACGUGUUGCACCACCUGCUGGACUUGGUGGAUCUCGCCGAGACCGUCGCUCGUCAGCAUUUAGAAGAGAAUCCUGGAGAAAGAGUGUUGAGAAAAGCUCAGAUUCAGCUUUUUCUAGUGAUUACCGGAGCAGUCAGGUGGCCCCUAGUGACUCUGACCGGGAUUGUCCCAGCAGCAGCAGACGGGAUUCUGACAGCCAGCAUCCAGGUAGCCUGCGACUGGGGGUGGCCGGAGCUGGUGUACCUGGCGGGGGCAACGAUUCGGAGAGUGGUGGUUCUCAUUCCCCUUCACCUCGUGCCAGCCGUCGUGCGAGACAGAGGGUCCGGAAUCAUUCUCUGACUUCUUUGUGCCUCUUAUCUCAUCACCCAUUUUUCUCAAUAUUUCGCGAAUGUUUAUUCAUUCUCAAGAAACUCAUAGAUGCUUGCAAUGAGAAUACAUCACCAAGACGUGUUGGGGCUUCCAGGCAAAUUUCAAGGGAUUCAGUGUGGAGUGUGCUGACUGGUAGGGCCUAUGAUGGUACACCAUCUAUUGUUUUACAUGAUGUACGUGAAAUUGAAACAUGGAUCCUGCGGUUACUGAGUGCACCAGUUCCAGUGCCUGGGAAGACAAGAGUGGAGGUGGAAGUCUUGUCACCAAGCAUUCGUCCACCACUCGUAUUUGCUCUUCCUGAUCACACACGCUUUUCCUUGGUGGACUUUCCAUUGCAUUUGCCAUUAGAAUUAUUGGGUGUUGAUAUAUGUGUGAAAGUCCUUACACUCAUACUUCUUGAGAAUAAGCUGGUGCUACAAUCACGAGAUUACAAUGCCUUGUCCAUGUCUGUGAUGGCAUUUGUAACAAUGAUUUACCCAUUAGAGUAUAUGUUCCCUGUGAUACCUCUCUUACCAACAUGUAUGAGCUGUGCUGAACAACUAUUACUUGCACCGACUCCUUUCGUCAUUGGUAUACCAGCCAGUUUUCUAAUGUACAAAAAGAAUUUUAGGCUUCCUGAUGACAUCUGGCUGGUCGACUUGGACUCAAAUAAGAUAACACCGCCAUCUGGAGCAACAGAUGAACUACCACCAUUACCAGAACCUGAGGGGACAAUUUUGAAAAACCAUCUUAAACAGGCUAUGCAACUGAUGGAUCAAGUUGGCGCAGGCGCACUGUCAAGUAUGUCACUGGCAGCACCAACAGUAGUGGUUCCGAGAGAAGAAUCCAUAACCACUGAAGCACAUCAGCAACAUCCCUCUCAGGGCCAGUGGCAGGGUAGCUCUGCUGCACCACCCCAGCAGUAUUAUCAGCCUCACCAAGUUCAACAACAUCAUCAACAACUGCAGCAGCAACGGCAACUGCAACAGCAACAGCAGCAGCAGCAGCAGCAGCAGCAGCAACAGCAGCAACAACAACAACAACAACAAAUGAGCUCCAUCCCUAGGCCAGGAAUGGGAGCUCCUAGUGGUAGAAGAGAAUCACAUGUUCCAGAACCUUUACAUGCUACAACAGGAUUCAACCCAUUCAUAUAUGGAAAUGAUGUUGACUCUGUUGAUGUUGCGACAAGAGUAGCAAUGGUGAGAUUUUUCAAUUCCCAGAAUCUUCUAGCAAAUUUCGCUGAACACACGAGAACACUGAGACUCUAUCCAAGACCUGUUGUGGCAUUCCAGAUUAAUAGCUUCUUGAGAUCCAGGCCUCGAACAACACAUUUUCUUAACCGCUUUGCUCGUACUCAGGCUGUGGAAUUUCUGGCAGAAUGGUCUCUAACUCCUAGCAAUGUCGCGUUCUUGCGUGUGCACACUGGGGUGUUUGAUCCUACUCUUAUUGGAGAUAAAUCCAAGUGGUAUGCACAUACUCUGGAACCCAUUUACUUCAGUGUGUGGGAUGAGAGCAGUUCACUGAGUGGGGCAUUGCGAUCGUUACGUCAGCAGGAGCAACCAACAGAUGAAAGUGGUUCUGAUUCAGAAGGAGCUGAGAGCACAAGCUCAUCAUACUCUUCUCUCAGUGACUUUGUAUCAGAAAUGGUAUCAUCUGACUUAUCACCAAGUUUCCCACCAACAUCGGUUGAUCGUACAGAGCCACCACCAGCUGCACUCACCAUUCAGCCAUUAGCUCUGUGUAGUGGCCUUGACCACCGCACUGUAUAUAAUCCACCAAGCAGUCUGCAGUUUCCUGGUUCCAUGAUGCCUGCUGUCAGUGCUCCAGCAACAUCACCUCCAGGCUCAACCUCUUCUAGCAGAAGUGAUCUCAGCUCCCCUUCCCUGAAUCGUGAUUCUGAACUUGAUUUUGCUGCAGCUGUUGCUGUUGCAAAUAGUAGUCAGGAACAAUUACCAGCUGAAUCAUUGCAACCUCAGCGACUGGGAACACUGGAGAAAGAAGAUAUAGCAAGCCCAGGUGGAGAAUCAGAUUCCAACUCAACAAUGACAACAGCUACCCCUAAGACUGUACUAAGUCAACAGUCAUCUAUACCACACCGAUCUCCUACUCCCAGCCUUGGUAGUGAGGGCUCUGGUUCACUCUCACUAGGAGGUUCAUCAGAUAGAGAGAGAGAUAGACCUGGCACUCCAAGAGCACCUCAUCGUCCACCACGACCUGCCACACCAGUUCCUCCUUCAAGCCCAGGCCCACAGCGCCAAACAAGCUUGGGAAAUGUCCUGGCACGCACUGCUAGUUUUGGUUCGGGAAGCAGCAGGGACAGUGGCAGUGGGAGUAGUGGCGUUCCCCGCCAGGGUAGCCAAACAUCAUUGCUGGAACAAUUUGCUGUUUCUGCAAAGGAAUUGGUGCGAGAAACUACGCGGCAGAGUAGUCAGGAUGGACUCCUUGCACAUAUGGACAAGUUGAAACUACAAGCCAAAGAAAAAAUCAAUGAGGCAACUCAUGAAGAGGGAAGCUUAUUUGCACCUCUUGAACAGCUUACUAUCCAGGCCAAAAAAGCAGCUGAAGAGGCUUCAAAAUCCGUCCAAGAAGCAUCUAAGACAGCUCUGGAAGCCAGUAAGACUGCAGCUGGUGUCAGCAAGAAUACAUUUGAGGAUUUGACAUACGUUGGAAAGAGUACCUUGGGUGAUCUAACAAAAAGUGCCAAACAGGCUGCAGCAAAGAAAGGAUUUAUUAAGCCCAACCAACAACAGCAGCACCAACAGCAACAGCAGCAGCAGGGAAAUAUCCAGACAGCUACUGGACAGCCGGGAGGUGGUCCAAACAACUUAUUGGUGCAGCCUGAUCUAGGCCGCACUGCAGGCAGAGACUUCUUCUCCAAUGUCAGUUCAGAGCUGAAUGGCAUUGCAGCCCAGACCUCCAGCAUGUUCAGUGGAUUCUUUGGAUCAAAAAGCACUUCUAGUCCUAGAAGCAGUAGCCCUGGAACAGCAGCUGCCACUGUCACCAAGCCCAAAGAAAAGGCACAGCCAUUUGGUCCUUUUCCUAAAGGCCGUAAGGGAUUGGUAGAAAAAUCAUCUCUGAUACGACAUACAACUACAAAAAGCAGGCAAGAGGAAUUGCAAAGAAUACAGAGUGCUGAACGUUCAACCACAAAUUCUGAGAAUCAAGCUUUCCUGAAGGAUGUUGUGAAUCAAGUUUUAGAUGGGGAAGGUGUUGGAUGGUUAAAAUUAAAUCGCCUGAAAAAGCUUAUGGAGGAUGAGAGCUACAGAAACUUUGUAGUGAGCAAGUUGAAUCGUACUCUGGAGAGAAAAAUCAGUCCUGAUGAUCACAUUGAUGAUGUUUGCGUCAGUCGAGCUGUCUGGAAAGGCAUGUUGAAAACACUACAAGCUGUGAUAUAUGGCUUGGAGCAAACAUAUUCAAACUAUGGUUUGGGUGGCAUGGCUUCAGCAUUUCAAGUGCUGGAGAUUGCACAUACACACUACUGGACAAAAGAUUUAUCGGAAGCUCCAGGGAUGGAUCUUGCUGCUAGCAGUACCGCUGCGAUGUCACAGGCGUCAAGUCCAUUUGGAAGUCAUGAAAAUCUGAAGUCCCCGCAGAGCCCGCAUGGUUUCCAGCUUCCCCCUCACUCCGAUUUUUAUCCUCCAGACAGUUCUCGGAAAUCAUCUCAGGCUGGUAUUUAUGAUUCACCUCCAUCAGUGCGGUUGAUUCAGGAUCCUCAACAAGGAACAGAAGAAAGUGGUGAUGGGCAGUCUACCACUGAUAUGCUCCGUGAUUUGCUCAAUCAGAAACGGCAUUUGCUUUUAUCUAAACUAACCUCCAUGGACUCUGAGGGUGGGACUGAGAACACUUUACAUGGCUCAACUGAGGGUGUGGCUUCUUGCAAUGCAUCCGAUGCUGGCAGUAUCAUCACAAACCCGGCAUUCACAAGACAAAGGGCCGGUCACCAAGCUUCGUUCCGUAGUACUGUUUCUGAUAGUGAGAUAGAACAGGGCAAUUUUCCACGCCAAGCAAAGCAACGAACACCUAGUGUCUGGUCGAGCAAAUCAUCUCUUAGCACCGGAUUUCGAUAUCAUGGUGGAAAUAUGAUCAACACUUCAACAACACCAAGUCCUGAUACAGGAAGAACAUAUCUCUUUGAAGGACUUAUUGGCAAGGAACGCUCCAGCCUGUGGGACCAGAUGCAGUUUUGGGAGGAUGCCUUCCUUGAUGCAGUUUCACAAGAAAGAGAUAUGGUUGGAAUGGAUCAAGGACCAGGAGAGAUGAUGGAAAGGUAUAAUUCUCUCAGUGACACAGAAAGGAAAAGGUUGGAACAUGAUGAAGAUCGACUUCUUUCCACAAUGUUGUAUAACCUGGUAGCAAUCAUGGUCAUGAUGAAUGUCAAUAAAUUAGAUAUAAAGCGUAAAGUGCGCAGACUGCUUGGAAAGAGCCAUAUUGGGUUAGUCUACAGCCAAGAAGUUAACCAGUUACUGGACCAAAUAAACAACCUGCAUGGCAAUGACAUUGAUCUGAAGCCACUAGGCUCAAGGCAGAUGCACCGACAAAGCUUUACAGUUCAUGCAGGUGUAGAUCCUUCUGGUGAUUUACUGUUCCUUGAAGUUCGUGAAGAUGGACUUGUCUUGCGUUCUGUGAAUGGUACAAUUGUUGAGCGGUGGUGGUUUGAACGGCUUGUUAACAUGACGUACAGCCCAAAAAAUAAGGUGCUGUGCCUUUGGAGACGAAAUGGUGGUCAGACACAGUUGCAUAAAUAUUAUACGAAAAAGUGUAAAGAUCUCUACUAUUGCAUAAAAGAAGCAAUGGAGCGGGCAGCAGCAAGAGGUAGUGGUGCUCUGGCCGGAGUAGAACUUGGAGGGGAGUUCCCAGUACAAGAUAUGCGAACUGGUGAAGGUGGCUUACUGCAAGUGUGUCUUGAGGGAGUUGGUCUGCUUUUUGCCAACAGCAAGGAUUUCGAGUUCUUUGUACGGUUGGAUCACAUUCGCAAAUGCUUCACUCAGAAAGGUGGAAUCUUCGUCUUGGAAGAAUAUAACCCCAAAACAAGACAGGUGAUACAGAGGAGGUACAAGUCUUCAAUGUCAGAUCAGAUUUGCUACUCGGUGCUGUGUGUUUUCUCGUAUGUCGCAGCAGGACAAGAACACAGGCAUUUGCAGCAAAGCCAAGGAGAUGGGGUGUCUCUUCCAUCACAACACCACUCGUCACACUCUCCGCAGCAUCUUCAUUGAAGUUCUGAUUUCUAUGCUACCUUGAUUUCUUAUUGAUUCCAAAACUAUGCUUUAUUACGGUUUAAUAUUGGAAGCUUAAUAACACAAAUAAGAAGUUCAAGUUAUGUACAAGUUUUGUAUGAAAUGUUCAGGUUAUGCAAAAUGAAAUGAAUGCUCAGUUUGAAAAAGUUGUUGUAGCUAUUUAUUUAAAUUCUUAAAUUGCAUAAGUUUUGUGUUCUCAUUACCAUAUAACCUACAGCUAUGCAAUGUUAUAUGAAUAUGAACUCUCUUGCAAAAAACAAUGUUAAAAUUUUGUGUUCUCCUUACCAUGUAACUUACAGCUAUGCAAUGUUACAUGAAUAUGAACUCUCUUGCAAAAAACAAUGUUUAUCAAUUAGUGCCCAUACAGCUUUUGAUGGCACAAGGGCUCCAUUAUCCAGAACAAAUGUGAAAUGCCAAUUCUCAUUUGAUUUCAUUUGGUCUUUAGUUUUGGUCCACAUAGUUUACCCAGCAGCCUCUUACAAAUGUACUUGGAUAAUUUAUGGGUCCACUGCAUGUUACGGGACAAAUAGGGUAUUUAAAAUAAAUACCAAGUGCAACUAAUACAACACCAAAUAGAAUAUUAAUGAUAUGUUAUGUAGUCCCAAUAUAUUAUUUCUUUCUAAUGAACACAAAUUCGGUAUCUGCCUCUCUCUCUCUCU
Messenger RNA from Schistocerca piceifrons (Central American locust), 7188 nucleotides. RefSeq names its product MAP kinase-activating death domain protein (gene Rab3-GEF). The coding region runs from base 605 to 6508 and encodes 1967 amino acids. The transcript is spliced from 37 exons. Gene Ontology annotation, molecular function: guanyl-nucleotide exchange factor activity. Lineage: Eukaryota; Metazoa; Arthropoda; Insecta; Orthoptera; Acrididae. Gene Ontology annotation, cellular component: cytosol. Gene Ontology annotation, biological process: regulation of Rab protein signal transduction; regulation of apoptotic process. The record is from RefSeq and is a predicted model, not a curated record.